AUGAAUUUUACAUAUUAAAAUUUUGUUCAUGUACUUUCAAUCUAAACAAAAACAAAAAUCGGACUCAUUAAAUUGCUUAUGAUAAUUGAGUUUGUUUAAAAUAUUGCAUUGUGUUUUCCAUAACACGGGUGGCAGUAACUAAAAUAUGAUGAUAAAAUGUUAAGCAGCAUCCAAUAGAUAACCAAUUAUAUACUAUUUUUAAAUAGAAAUCCUACUGAAUACUAAUUUGAAGUUUUCAUUAUCUCACUUUCAUUAAUCUAUUUUAUAAUGCUAAUCUUAUACUUCAAUUUCCCAAAAUCACACUAAGUUUCUUAAUUAAUCAGCAUAACUUUAAAUAUUUUCUAGAAGACUUUUAGGAUUCCACUUAUUGUUAUUUACUUUGAAUUCAUGACUCAACACUAAACUAGCGUUUUAGAAAUUAUCAUUACUAUUUUGGUUUUUGCUUUAUUUUUGAUAUUGUUGGCUUCAACUACAUAUCUUUAGAGAGAUAUUGAAAUAAAUUUUAGUAGGAUUUAUUACCCUCUGAAUCCAUUUUAUACUCCUUACUUAAAGAUAAUAUAUACAUUAGAUUUAAUAAGAAUUCUCGUAUUCGUAAUAGUUUAAACUUAAACUGGAUUCAUCAUAUUUUCUAUAUUGACUAUAAUCACUUAGAUUAUUGCAAUAUAUCAUAAUGCAUUCUAAUAAAAUGAUCCAGAAAGAUUUAAUCAAGGCCUUAUCUUUUGCAAUUUAAUGAUUUCAGUUUUUCUAUUAUUAGGAUUAAUUACUAAUAUGAAUGAAAAUUUAAUUUUUAAUCUAUUACUUUACUCAAUGACAUUACUAUUCUACUUAUUUACUCAAAUUGAUUUAUUUUAAUUUAUUAAAUCAAAUAAUAUAAUUCAUGUUAUAGAGAAUAAACUUAAAUUGAAUUUUAAUCAACUAUUAUUAAAAUAAGUAGUUUAAUUUAAAUCCAAUAAUGCAGUUUAUGUUGGCUUUAUAAAAGAAAUAAUUCAAAACGAAAUACUGCACAAUCAUAAUCUUUAGAAUGAAACUAAUGUUUUGAUAUUAUUUGAUUAUCUUACCAAAAAUUAGUAGAGUUACUUUUAAGCUUUGUUUAUCCUCAACAAAUUUGAAUGUUAAUAAAUGAAUCUAACUUUAUUUUAUAAGAUUUAUAGCCAAUUAUAUAAAAAAUCUAUGUAGAAAGAAAUAAUUGAAGUGAAUAAAUCCACUUUACUGAUAUAAUAGUUAAAUAGGGAUCUCUUAAUAGAAAUGGAAUAUUAAAGGAGAUUUUCUGAUAUUCUUACUAAAUAAAUAGAACUUUACAAUAAUUUAUUAUAAGGUAGCAAAAGUUUUGCAGAAAUGGAAAAUAAAAUAAUAUUAGUUUCAUAAUCAAUUUUAAAUACUGAGAAAUGGCUAAUUAAAAAUAAUAUCAAAGACAAUCAUACAAAUAUCAUUUAUUUAAAAAUUUAAAUCAAUUUUAGCUCCAUAAUAAUGUAAAAUUAUGUACAAGCUCUAAAAUUAAAGAAAGUAAUUAAGAAAAUAUUAGAAAGUGACCAUAAAACACUAGAAGCCAUAUAGAUCAUGAAAAGUAAAGCCUUGGUGCUAACAGUUAGUAUGAUUAAACAGAAAGGCAUAAUUUUAAAUGUUAAUUAAUCGAUGCUUUAAUUCUUUGGAUAUAAUAAGGAUUUUAAAUUAGAGUUUUUAGAAUAAUUAAUGCCUGAAGCAAUUUAACCAUUCCAUAGCUAAUUUAUAGACAGAUUUCUUUAAAGAAAUUCAUUGAAAACCAAUUACCUAUAAAAUUCUUUUCAAGUUCUUCAACAAUAAGAGAAUGGUAAACUUUAAUGUUUAGAAGUUAAUUUUACUAUAAGUAGUGAUAAGUCAGACUUUAGCCUUAUUUCUCUAUUAAAAAAAGUCAACUAAGAUAAAGGAUAUAUAAUAUUUGAUACCUCAGGGAAAAUUACUGGUAUGAGUGAUUAUUUAGAGUAAUUUAAUGAAUUACAUUCUUAAAUGAAGCAAUAUAGUUAUAUCUAAUAUUACUCAACAGAGUUGUUUUAUAUCAUACAGAAUAACGAAUUUCUAAAUGAAAAAGAAAUAAGUUUUAUUUAGAGAUUGAAAGUAAAUAAUAUUGAUAAACAAUAUAAAAAGUUUAUUUAAUCCCAGGUCAAAUACAAUAUUUAAAAUAAUACACAUAAUUUAGAUUGCCUAAUUCUUUCAGAUAGAUCAGAUUAGCAUUAACUAUUAAGUUAGAGGAAUAGUUUUUCAAAUCAUGAAACAUUUGAAUUUGACUUUUUGGAUCCUCAAUUAUAAGAAAAACUAACACAGAUUAUUCAUUUGAAUAUUACAGAAAAUGAUGAGGCAUUGAAAUUCAAAAUAAAACUAUAAAAAAUUGAAUUGAAAGGAAAUAUCAUAUAGUAUUAAUUAGAGAUGACUCCAUCAGAGACAAAAUUAGAAUACAAUGAGGAAGUUGAGAACAUCAAUGACGACAUUUUGUAACUAGAAAAUAUUAAAGCUAAAUCCUAAAAUGAUGUCAGCAUAGUUGGUUCAGAAUAAAAAGGGUAGAUUAUUUUACAUGAUCUAACCAUUCUUACUCAUUUACUUUUAUUAAGUAAUUUUAGUGAUUUUGGUUUUAUUAUUUAUGAUGCUGUAAAUUAACUAGCUAAGUAUUGA
Molecule: messenger RNA, 2643 nt
Organism: Paramecium tetraurelia
Lineage: Eukaryota; Ciliophora; Oligohymenophorea; Peniculida; Parameciidae
Exons: 4
Source: RefSeq, a predicted model, not a curated record